Molecule: messenger RNA, 697 nt
Organism: Morus notabilis
Lineage: Eukaryota; Viridiplantae; Streptophyta; Magnoliopsida; Rosales; Moraceae
Product: mediator of RNA polymerase II transcription subunit 9
Exons: 7
Coding region: 1-507 (168 amino acids)
Biological process (GO): regulation of transcription by RNA polymerase II
Cellular component (GO): mediator complex
Molecular function (GO): transcription coregulator activity
Source: RefSeq, a predicted model, not a curated record
AUGAGGAUUUCAUCCGUAAAGUUGAAAUACAUCGCCAGCAAUAAGAAUUGCAAGCGUAAAAUUUCUGAAACCAAUGACAUAAUAGCUCGUCGACAACUACUUCCCCAACAACAACAGCAACUUCCCCAACAACAACAACAACAGCAACAGCAGCAGCAACAACAACAACAACAACAACAGCAGCAGCAGCAGCAGCAACAACAGCACCACCACCAGUCACUCGCUUCUCACUUCCAUCUCUUCCAUUUGGUGGAGAAAUUGGCAGAGGCGAUUGAGAAUGGUAAUCGGGAUCAGCAGUCGGAUGCUCUGAUCAGCGAUUUGAACAGCCACUUCGAGAAGUGCCAGCAGCUCUUGAACUCCAUAUCUGGAUCCCUUAGCACCAAGGCUAUGACAGUGGAAGGGCAGAAGCGGAAGUUGGAGGAGACUGAGCAAAUGUUAAACCAGAGAAGGGAUCUGAUGAACAAAUACCAAAACUCCAUCGAAAAGCUCGUGAAGUCGAAACCGUGAAUUGAUGUUACCUUUCUCUCGCUAGUAUAGUUACAGUGAAGCUUUUUCUUGUUCCCCAAAAUUUUGGGGAGGCUGAUCUUCCGUUGUAGUAAGAGGAAACCUCCUGCCUAUCAGUGCACGAGAGUCGAGACUUCUUUCAAGGAUUUUGUCACUCCUUGAACUAAUUUUAUCCAAAAAAAAAAAAAAAAAA